UUGGUGAGUGCCCCUAGAAGGCAAGAACCUCCCUGUCACAACCUUGCUGUAUUAUAAAACACCAUCUGUUUGUUGUCAGACUUAUUAACUUGUCUUACGUACUUUCUGUUGUCUUGUUUCUAUGUCAAAUGAAUCCACUCCAAAUUCCUAGAUCCUUCCCUGUUCCUGUUAAUUCAGGAUUGGUUUAUGAAGAAGAGAGUUGUGAUGACGACGACGAUAAUGAUAGUGACAAUGUUGGGUUGCUGGAGACUCAGCCAGAUUCAAUUGAAAGUGAAGCUUUAACAUGUCCGGCCGAGGAGCUUGAUUUGCUUCAAGAAGGUAGCAAAGAAAGAAUGUUCUUCUUCCAGUUCCCAAAAUCUCUUCCUUUACCCAAAAGGUCGUCCAGUGCCGGCAAGGAGGUGAUGGAAGGAUCCAACCUGCAGCAGCUGCCUCAGGGUUAUUUGGGCAAAAAGGCCGUGAACCUAUCACAAGUCGCGGACAACACUGGCCCUUUCUUGUGCAUCCAAUAUACUCUAAGCAUUAUGGGACCCCCGUCCGAUGGUAAACCCACGCCGAGCAACGUCUCGAACAAGAAGAUGAAGCACGGUGGCAAGGUGUUGUUCUUGGAUGGCGCCGGGGAGGUCGCCGUCACCCUCAGUCGCAACUCGCAACAGCCUCUCUCCACAGCCCCUCCACCCGAGCCAAAAUUACCAACAAGAUGA
Messenger RNA from Zea mays, 701 nucleotides. RefSeq lists its product as uncharacterized. The transcript has 5 exons. NCBI's taxonomy places the organism in Eukaryota, Viridiplantae, Streptophyta, Magnoliopsida, Poales, Poaceae. Bases 129 to 701 code for a protein of 190 amino acids. The record is from RefSeq and is a predicted model, not a curated record.